This is a messenger RNA of Pseudovirgaria hyperparasitica, 447 nucleotides long. RefSeq names its product mitochondrial import protein Pam17. Gene Ontology annotation, biological process: protein import into mitochondrial matrix. Lineage: Eukaryota; Fungi; Ascomycota; Dothideomycetes; Acrospermales; Acrospermaceae. Gene Ontology annotation, cellular component: PAM complex, Tim23 associated import motor. The transcript has 2 exons. The annotation marks the transcript as partial. The record is from RefSeq and is a predicted model, not a curated record.
UCGUCCUCUUCGCCCGCCUCCGAACCCCUGACAUGGAACCGCUUCCUCGCCCUGCGCAAGACACGCCGCCGCUUCUCGCUCGGCAGCAGCAUCAUCUGUGCCGUCCUCACCCUCGGCAUUGGCGGCUCGCAGCUGCUCAACACGGACGCCGACAACGCGAUCGCGGCUGCGCUGGGCACUGAGCCUAUGCUGGUGUGGGGUCUGAGCAGCGUGGUGCUGGUGGCCGUGGGCUGGCUGCUGGGCCCAGCGUUUGGCAAUGGGAUCUUCAAGAUGCGGUAUAGCAAGCAUCGGAGCGCGAUGGAUGCUAAAGAACGCGAAUUCUUCCUCCGCAUCAAGAAGCACCGCUCCAACCCCGCAAACUCGUCUCUCUCGAACCCGAUCCCAGACUACUACGGCGAGAAAAUCGGCAGCGUGGCAGACUACCGCAGAUGGCUGAAGGACCAGCGA